AUGGAGAAGAUUACUGAGAAGAUCGCGGCAUUGCCGCCGGACUCAAAUUACUUCUCCCUGGAAUUUUUCCCUCCGAAAACCAGGAUGGGGUUUGCUAACCUUUCUGCUCGUCUAGAGCGUAUGGCCCAGGCUCUGCGUCCUCUAUUCGUCACCGUAACCUGGGGUGCAGGCGGAAGUACAGCUGCCCGUUCCCUAGAGCUCGCAGAGGUCUGUCAGCGACAGCUACAGUUGACCACAGUUCUACACCUGACUUGUACAAACAUGAGUCGGGCUUUGGUUGAUAUGGCUCUGGAGGAGGCCAAGGUACUCGGCAUUCGCAAUAUCCUGGCACUGCGCGGAGAUCCACCCCGCAGCGAAGAAUACAACAUACAUGGAGAGGAUGAUAGUAACAAGGAUUUCAAUUUUGCUGUGGAUCUUGUUCAAUAUAUCCGCAAGACACACGGUGAUUACUUCUGUCUUGGUGUCGCUGCAUACCCGGAAGGUCACCCGGCCGAUUCCUUCCAGGAUGUACAGGAUCCCAAGCGUGACUUGCCCUACCUGGUUGAGAAGACCCUUGCUGGGGCAGACUUUAUCAUGACACAGCUCACAUAUGAUGUGGAAGCCUAUCAAAAGUUUGAGGAUAUGCUUCGCAACCAUGAGUCUGGUGUCUUCAAGACUAUUCCUAUUAUCCCGGGUUUGAUGCCUAUCCAGAGUUACAAGAACCUGACUCGGGUCACAAAGCUGAGCCAUGUGCAUAUUCCCGAUGCGAUUGCCAAGCGCGUGGAAGAGGUAAAAUAUGACGAUGAUGCGGUCAAGAGGGUAGGUGUGGAUAUUGUUAGUGAAGUAGUUGGUGGUAUCAAAGAGCUCAAGUCCCCCUGUCCACGCGGAUUCCACUUUUACACUCUCAACUUGGAAAAGACCGUUUCGUUCAUUUUGGAGCGAGCUGACUUGAUUCCCCCUUCCACUGAAAUGGGCGAUGAGUCUGCUGUUGGGGAUAUCGAUGGUCACCUCUCAUUGGACAAUGUUCCCACUCGUUCCCUAGCGAGACGUCGAGCCUCUUCUAUCAACUCGCAACCACACAACCGCGUCAUUGUGGAUAAACUGUCUGCAGAGUCAUCACAUAACUCUGUGCAUGAGGCUACGGCUGGCAGUGCUGGCCUACCCGCAAUGCCCCCUGGUCGCGGUACAACCCUACAAAUUUCAGAGGGUCUGGGUGCUCUCGGCCGCGAGGCUACUUGGGAUGAUUUCCCCAACGGUCGAUGGGGUGAUGCGCGUUCGCCUGCAUUUGGUGAGAUUGAUGGAUACGGUCCAUCGUUGCAUGUCACUUCUGUGGUUGCCCGUAAACUCUGGGGCCACCCAGUGGAUCACUCUGAUAUCAACACUCUCUUCCGGCGACAUGUUUCCGGAGAGCUAUACAUGAUCCCUUGGUCGGAAGGUGGAGCUGAAGAGGGCAGCGCUGGACUAAAUCCUGAGACGGAAUUGAUUCGACCGGAACUGCUCAAGCUUAUCGAUGGCCGUGGCUGGUGGACUUUGGCCUCGCAGCCAGCCGCUAACGGCGUUCGCAGCGACGAUCCCAUCUUUGGUUGGGGCCCUCAGAGGGAGGGCUUCGUUUUCCAGAAGCCCUUCGUUGAAUUCUUCUGUCCCAAUAAGGACUUCACAACCAUCCUCAAGCCAUUGUUCGAGAAGCACGGCCACGAAAAACUGACUUGGUUCGCAACCAAUGGCAAGGGAGAGUUUGAGUCUUCACUCCCCGUUAGCUCAGACGAUGUUGACCCUGAAGAACUCAACCCUGAGGGAGGCGCCAAUGCCGUGACCUGGGGUGUAUUCCGAGGCAAGGAAAUUCUCACACCAACCAUCAUCGAGGAAGUGAGCUUCCGCGCCUGGGGUGAGGAGGCUUUCCGUAUUUGGGAUGAAUGGCGCCGCAUCUAUCACCGUGGCUCUGCCACAGAAAGAUUCCUCGAUUCCUCCAAGGACGACUCCUGGCUUGUUUGUGUAGUUGGACAGCAGUUUGGUGCUGGUACCGAGCAUGGCUCAAAGGAGGAAGAGGAUGAAGUCAAGUGGAUGUGGCGGGCUUUGGCAGGCGAAAUCCAGUAG
Penicillium taxi is the source of this 2073-nucleotide messenger RNA. Its product is annotated as methylenetetrahydrofolate reductase (NAD(P)H) MET12. The record is from RefSeq and is a predicted model, not a curated record. Gene Ontology annotation, cellular component: cytosol. Lineage: Eukaryota; Fungi; Ascomycota; Eurotiomycetes; Eurotiales; Aspergillaceae. Bases 1 to 2073 code for a protein of 690 amino acids. Gene Ontology annotation, molecular function: methylenetetrahydrofolate reductase [NAD(P)H] activity; FAD binding. Gene Ontology annotation, biological process: tetrahydrofolate interconversion. The transcript is spliced from 2 exons.